UUAGGCCUACAGCAAUUUAUUGAAAUUGAUUGAAUUGAAUUUAACCAUAUCUCUAUUCUACUCUAUUCUCUAUGACAAGACGUUGUAACCAACUUGUACUAUCAUCGAGUGAGAGUGUUUUUAAAUUUGAAAUUUUAUUAGAAUUUUGAUUUUUUAAAUGUCUUCAGCAAAUUACAAAGUACUUUCUAUUCAAAGUCAUGUUGUAUCUGGUUAUGUUGGAAACAAAAGUGCAACAUUCCCUCUUCAGGUUUUGGGUUUUGAAGUGGACCCAAUCAACUCUGUCCAGUUCUCGAACCACACCGGCUAUGGUGUCUUUAAAGGCCAAGUUCUGAAUGAAAAUCAUCUUGGAGAACUGGUGGAAGGGCUGAAGAUCAAUCAGCUGGAUCAGUCGUACACCCAUCUACUGACCGGAUACAUCGGUAGUCCAAGCUUUCUGUACAAGGUGGCCGAAGUGGUACACCAUUUGAAAAAGGUCUGCCAUAACCUCACCUAUAUUUGUGAUCCGGUGAUGGGUGAUAAUGGAGCUAUGUACGUUCCGCAAGACUUACUGCCUAUCUACAGAGACACAAUUGUUCCCCUAGCUGACAUCGUUACGCCAAACCAAUACGAGCUCGAACUGUUGACCCAGAAACCUGUACGUAGUAUAGCUGACGCCUGGGCUGCAGUAGAUUGGUUUCAUGAGAAAGGCAUCAAGACAGUCGCUAUCUCGUCUUCUCAGCUCAGUUCCAAUAAUAACCAGUUACUGGCUUUAGCCAGCACCAUGGCAGAUGGAAAGUGCAAACGAGCUACAAUUGAGAUUCCUCUACUGGACGCCACAUUCACAGGGACGGGAGACCUGUUUGCCGCUCUGUUCCUUGCCUGGAUGGCCAAGAGCAACAACAAUAUCUACGAGGCGUUGGAAAAGACGCAGAACACAAUACAAGCAGUGUUAAAACGAACACUGGACUAUGCUAAACAGGAUCUGAAAAACAAGAAAGACAAACCGAGUGUUGGACAACUUGAGUUGCGACUUAUCCAAAGCAAGAAGGAUAUAGAAGAUGUUGAAGUCUUGCUGAAGGCCAAAGUCAUCAGUUAGCUUUUACCCCACCGGAUGUGCCUCAGAAAUAUAAUACGUUAGUUACCGACAUAUCAUGUAUGUACAUAUUCCAUACAUAUAAUCUAACGUAUACUGUAUAGUAUACACAUUUAUAUUGAUGCCUAACAAUAUUUUACCAAGCCUAAGAUGUUGGCGUUUAACUUUAUAUUCAGCAUACAUUAUAUUAAUUCCAUGUUGAGAGGUAUUUUGAGUGUGUCUUCACCAACAAAAUGUUACGGGAGCUGCACUCCUUAGUAACAAACUAAUAAUUUGAUUUUGGGUAUUAGAAUCACUUACACUAACCACCAGAUUGGAACGGUUUUUAUUUUGAUAGGUUUGGUCUUAAAACCCUUGCACUGAAUAAACCAAAUAUUUAUGGAUCGCUAGAAAAAUGCUACAUCUUUCCGUUGGUUGGUUGGUGUGAGUACGAUUACGAUUUAGCAAAGUGUACAAGUUUUGAAUUUUAGUUUGUCUUGGUUUAUUUGGCCUUACAUAAGGUUUGUUGCUCAUGCCACUUUAAUGGGUGCUUUUAUUAAAUGAAUCUACCAAAGAUUUUGAUUCCCUGCUGGUGUCAGGCAUUGUAUGGUUGUUACAUUUAGGUACAUUGUAGCUUUAAAGUAAUACGUCAUAUAUAAAUGUAUUUUAUUUGUUCAACUUCAUCAUAUAUUUGACUAUUCCAUUUUCGUGGUGAAAAAGAUCAUGAAGUUUUAAUAAUAAAAUUAAAUGUAUGAAAUUGUUAAGAUAGAUCAUUGUUGUAGUAAUAAAUUGAAAAUUAGUUGAGCAAUUUGUUCCAACAGCAGAAAAUGAAUAUAUAUAUAUUAUAUAUGACACAUAGACAAUAGACAAUUUCUUUAUUACAAUUUCAUCAAGGAAUGUUACAGCGUCAAAUUUUACAGAUACAAAGUGAAAUGAAAAAGCUUCUUCAGUGUUGUGUGUGGUCUUGCCAUGCAAAGAAUAAUUUGUAGCUUUAAAGUAAUUUCAUCAAUUUCAAAAAAUGGAAAACAGAUUUUUAUGAUCAGCAAAUAGUAUUUUGGAUCUUUUAUGACUGCAAAAUUGUACUCUAGGAUAAUUUUAAAUUUGGUUUAGCUUUUUUUUGUUCAUUUCACUCACUGUUACCAAUAAAAAUUGAACCAGUCGGUUUUUAUAUAGAUUCUUGAAGAGUGUAAAUGUUUGCAUUCUUUUAAUUCUGGUUCGAUUGGCUUAUAAUAAGCCUGAUGUUUUACCAUUCCACUAAUAUGAUGUUGUGAUUAGUUACCUAUCAAAUUGUUAUCGUCUAAGAAAAUCUUGUUUCUUUUGUUAUCUUAACCAAGUUGCCAUAAUAUUGUUGAUUAUUUUAAAUCUUGUUAUUUAGUGAUAAAAAAUUGUUAUUGAAUUUUAUUCAAGUUAGGGAAUGGGUUUUUACUACCUAAUAUUAUUUUGUAAAGCACUUUUGUUUAUGAUACUAGGCCUCGUUCAAGACAAUAGACAAUCGAACAGACUUGUAUACUCUUACGGUAAGUUAAAUGUACCCAGACAGCUGGCAAGUCUGAUCACGUUGGAGGGGCCUAACAUUCUUUUAAAUGUUUCCUAAAAGGAAAAAGUAUUGUGACCUUACAAAUUGUCUUCCAUAACCAAAUACUUAAGUUAUAGCUGUAGAAGGGAUUGGAUGAGUUUAAAAGCUUUUCAAUUAGUUAAGUCAUUGGUGUAUUAGUUUAGGUUGUUAGAAAGGAGCUUAUAUCUUAGUCAUACUAUGAAAUAUGGUUUAGAAUUUACGAAGAAGGUUAACUUUGUUAGAGAAAUUAAUUUUAUGACUUGUUUAUUCAUGCUACUGUAAGUUUUAUCAUACAAUACACUAUUUUAUGUACACAA
Molecule: messenger RNA, 2923 nt
Organism: Macrosteles quadrilineatus (aster leafhopper)
Lineage: Eukaryota; Metazoa; Arthropoda; Insecta; Hemiptera; Cicadellidae
Product: pyridoxal kinase
Exons: 7
Coding region: 158-1075 (305 amino acids)
Biological process (GO): pyridoxal 5'-phosphate salvage
Cellular component (GO): cytosol
Molecular function (GO): pyridoxal kinase activity
Source: RefSeq, a predicted model, not a curated record